AUGGCCCUACUUCUAUAUCUACAACUAUUUCUUAAUGUGCCAAAACUGAGUCUUAAAGACUCAAUAACAAAGGGAGAUUUUGUGAUGUCAUCAGUCUCAUCAUCACUGGAAUUUUGAGGCAAGUUCUUAAGGUCAUGUAAUGCCAACAAUUGCCUAUAGUCCUUUCUUUUUCAUUUAUAUGCUAUGUUUAAUGCUAUGAAUAGUAGUUUUUACUGAUUUUUCACCUGCACAAAAAUGCUUACAAUCAAAAAGAAGAAGUUGUUUACAUCAUUAGAUGGAAAACUGCAGCUUGCUCACUUUCUGGAAUAUCCCAUCAGCAUCAUGCUUCUCUUCUUGAAAAAUCACGACACUGAUUUCUGACUUCAUUGUAACUCAGGAACUGGUAUGUUUUAUACAAUGAUACAUGAAUGUACUGUGUACAGUGGUACCUCGGGUUACAUACGCUUCAGGUUACACACUCCGCUAACCCAGAAAUAGUGCUUCAGGUUAAGAACUUUGCUUCAGGAUAAGAACAGAAAUCGGGCUCUGGCGGCAGCAGGAGGCCCCAUUAGCCUCCUAAUGGGGGUGGUGCUUCAGGUUAAGAACAGUUUCAGGUUAAGAACAGACUUCCGGAACGAAUUAAGUACUUAACCCGAGGUACCACUGUACAGGGUUAUCUACCUGACAUUAGGUGAGCAUUGUUAGAUUGUUUGUUAAAGCAUUGCUUUAAAUUGUUUUUAAUACUGUUUUUUAAUUCUGUAACCCAUCCUGUGACCUUAGGAUGAAGAUUGGCUAAUAAAUAAAUAAAUAAUCAAUGAACCAAGGAAUUGAAUGCCAGAUUGGAAAACAAUAAGACUCUUGCCAGAGUAGUACAUGCUCUGGUUAUCUCCCGCUUGGAAUACUGCAAUGCGCUCCACGUGGGGCUACCACUAAUCCAGAAUGCGGCAGCUAGACUGGUGAUUGGGAGCCGGCCACCAGCACCAUAUAACACCAUUCCUAAAGGAUCUGCAUUGGCUCCCAGUAAGUUUCCAAGCACAAUUCAGAGUGUUGGUGCUGAGCUUUAAAGCCCUAAACAGCCUUGCUCCACCUCCAUUGUUCAACUCCAAUGGCCUCCUAGCAGUGCCCUCACUGAGAGAAGUGACGUUACAGGGAACCAGACAGAGGGCCUUCUCGAUAGUGGUGCCCUCCCAUCAAAUGUCAAGGAAAUAAACAACUAUUGAACUUUUAGAAGUCAUUUGAAGGCAACCCUAGAUUUAAUGUUUGAUAUUUAUUGUAUUUUUAAUAUUUUGUUGGAAGCUACCCAGAGUAGCUGGGGCAACCCAGUCAGAUGGGUGGCUGCUGCUGCUGCUGCUAAUAAUAAUAAUAAUAAUUAAUUUGCAAUGCUGGACAUUGUCCUAAAACAAUUUGGAGCAAUUACGUCUGUUUUAAAAGACUUUUAAAAAAAUGAUUUGGUCUUUGAGGGCAUAUUUAGGCCUACAGGUCUUUAUUGUUUGAAGCAAAUUUUUAGAUGCAUGGAGAUGCGAGGACUGUUAAAUGAAGAUAAUAUAUCAAAAAUACCCUAAUAUUUGACUUGCAUAUAAUUUCUGUUAUUUUGGGCUGCAACAGUCCACCAGGAAGAAGUCUGACAUGGGAAACCUGAAUCUGGGUGGCCUGAUUCAGACGGGGGCUCACAAAACUGAACAUCUUGAGAAUUAUGGUUAGGUCUAAAAUUUUCAGAGAUCCAAGUACAACUAUCAAUUUGAUCAAAGUGACUCUUGAAUAAACUGAUAUACCAUAUUUUUCGCUCUAUAGGAUGCACUUUUCCCCCUCCAAAAAUGAAGGGGAAAUGUGUGUGCGUCCUAUGGAGCGAAUGCAGGCUUUUGCUGAAGCCUGGAGAGCGAGAGGGGUCGGUGCGCACAGACCCCUCUCGCUCUUCAGGCUUCAGGAAGCUAUCCGCAAGCCUGCGGAGCCCAGCAGGAGUUCCCGCCGGGCUCUACAGGCUUGCGGACAGCUGCCUGCAGCCCGAAGCCAGGGAGCGAGCGCUGCGCACCCAGGGCUUAGGGCAGCUAUCCGCAGGCUUGCGGAGCCCGGUGGGAACUCCCGCUGGGCUUCGAAGGCUUGCGGAUAGCAGCCUGCAGCCCGAAGCUAUUCUAGCUUUGGGAUGGCUGCGGAAAGCCUCCACAGGGCGGCGGGGUGCCUCCACCCCGCCGCCCUGCAGAAGCUACAAAGGAUGUCCCCGAAGCCUCAAGCCUUUGGAGUGCAGCUGCGCUCCAAAGGCUUCAGGGAUCUUUGAGGUUGGCGGUGGGGGAAAGCAGCGCUUCCCCCCACCGCCAUGCCCCACAAGCUCGGGGGGCAGUGGCAAGGCUACGUGCAGCCUUUGCGCUGUUCCCCGACCUGCUCUUGAACACACCUUGAACACACCUUGUUUUUGAGGGCAAGAACAAAAAAAAUCCCCCCCGUUCUCCCCCUCCUAUGGGUCCUAUGGAGCGAAAAAUACGGUAACUAAGCUUGUGAAUAAUUCCUCAGGAAGGGGGAAUGUCUAAGGAUAUUGAAACAUAGUGGGUGUCAGGCUUCAGAGGAUCCAACCCCCAUGGUAGGUUGCCAGGAAUGGAUAAGACAAGGAAAGUUUUAAACAAUGUUGUUUAUUCAAUAUUCACAGAGAGAGACUUAGAAAUGCAGCCUCUUGGUGCUGCUCCGAAUAAAUCUCCACCCACCUUCUCUCCUUUCUCCACAGCACCACCCACCUUACGGUUGUUGCUUAGGGCCAUCUGUCUCCGAGCCCUUUGCUCUCCUACUUUUAAGGCUCGCCAGGUUCUGGGAGAAGGGGGGGAGUCUGGAAUGCUUUCUAGUGAUAAAGUGAGUCAGGUAGGUAGCCGUGUUGGUCUGACGCAGUUGAAAUAAAUAAAAAUCACCCAUCUCCUACUACCCUUCUGAGAAAAACCCCACCCCACCCUCCCACUGGUUACUUCUGUUUCAGUGUAUCUGAAGAAGUGUGCAUGCACACGAAAGCUUAUACCCAGAACAAACUUAGUUGGUCUCCAAGGUGCUAUGGACACGUUUAGGGCACUGUGGUCUAAACCACAGAGCCCAGGGCUUGCCGAUUGGAAGGUCAGUGGUUCGAAUCCCCGUGAUGGGGUGAGCUCCUGUUGCUCGGUCCCAGCUCCUGCCAACCUAGCAGUUCAUUAUUUUUUUUUAAAUGAUAUUUAUUGAAAAUUUUUAAAAUUACAAAAAAGACAAAGCAGAGAAAGAAAAAAGAAAAAAACAAAAAAGAGAAAAAACAAACAAACCACAUCCAACAAUACAAAUUCAAAAAACAAAAAUACACCACAAACAGAUAAAAAUAAAACCAACAUUCUCAAAUCUUCAACUUUCAUUACCUUCUUUCUUUGACCUCCUCCUCCUCCCUUUUUUUGUAUCCCAGUUAAUAAUUAUCGCAGCAAAUCCUUUCCAUAUUUCAUAAUAUUCUGUCAUUACAUUACCUUAAUCUAUUUUCAUCUUAUCUUAUAAAAAACCUUAAAACUUAAAUCUUAUUUUUACCCACUUCUCAUAACCAUAAUAUUCUUGCCUAAUUCUUUAAACAUUUUUGCUAGAGCCAAGUAAUUUCGUUCCAACAUUUUUCUAACAGUCAUCAAUUUUAUAAAACAAUCCUAGUAAUAAUAAAAAAAAAAUAGAAACAAUCCAAUCUUCAUCCAGCGUCCCUUCCUCCUGGUCCCGGGUUUUGUCAGUCCUUUUUAUCCCAUCGAUCUAGCGCAUUAACCUGGUAACCUUAUAUCCGAGGCCCUUAAGUCCCUUCCAUGUCCCUUCCGCAGCUCUUCUUCAUAUUCACCUUUCACUCGUGGGAACUCCAGCUUGGUAAUGUUUUUGACCCUUUUCAACAAAUCAGCCCCUUUUCCAUAGUCCAGACUAAACUCCAUGUAGUAUUUAAAAACAUGUUUCAGAAUCCCUCCAAAAUUGAGAGCCCCACAGCUCCAAACAUCUCACGGCCCAUUGCCAGACUCGGAAAGUCCAAACAUCCCUGCAUAGGGGUCUAUCCAACCCCCCAUUUCCAAAUCAGUCCAAACUUUAUCUUUCCUAAUCUGGCUUUUUCCAAGUUCAUUUGUCAAAUCCAAAAGCUCAUGUUCCUGCUGGGCCGCAGCUCCCUCCAUCUCUGGCGCCCAAGAUUCCGCAACAUCCUCUUCUCUCAUCUGUUCUGUCAGGGCACACUCCUGAUUUAAUUCCUGGGUGGGCUCCAUAUAGUUUCCCACUGCCUGUUCAAAAAUUCUGACCGCAUUAGUCAUCAAAUCCGUCUUCUCAGUUAACUGUUCCAGUAGAGCAUUUAUUUUACAGAGAGCACACAACAGAGCUUCUGAAUACAUUGUCCUACAAGGUCACAAGCCUUUUCCCACGAUUAUAAUCUGUGACAGCUGCAAGCUCCCUGGAAUUAGUUACAGUUUCCCAGUCUCCCUCUAGGGGGAAAACUUCUAAUUGUUCUUGCAACAAAGUUUCUUCUUUGAGAUAUUUUGUCAAUAUUUGUUCCUUUAAAAUGCGAAAGGAAACAGUGGAAUCACUAUGUUUCUCUUCUUUCAGCUAUCUGUCAAAAGCGUUUGUCUCUGGUCAAUGAGCUUCAAACGUCAGUCCUGACACCCCGCUCCAGGAUCAGGACGGUGGAAAGUUACUUUACUUUAAACUCACUUCUGCAGGUUUAAACAGUCCGAAAAAGAUCCCCCUUCUUCUCCUGCUGCCGAAGGGGGGUUCGAGGAUUUUAAAUGAUGAAAGCCGAUCCUUUAGAAGCAAUUUUCUGAGCUCUAGUUUACGUUGUCUUUGCUUUAUUCUGUCUACAAAGAAACGGAAGGCUGACUUCCUGUUUAGACCUUCCCGUUUCAGUACCAAAUUGAAGUAAAUUUUUAAAUCCAAUUCCUUUCUGCUCGCAAAUCCUUAUUUAAAGUCCAAUUUGUUCAAAGUUUAAGUACUCACGGGUGCUUAUUUUAGAAGCCAAAUUGUCCCAGAAAAAAGGCAGCGCUAUGUGGCUUCGCUCCACGGAAAUAGCAGUUGACUCACAGCACCGCGCCGCUUCCCCCUCUUCGCUUCGGAGCCCGUUAGUGGGUUCCUUUGCGGGUUCUGCCAACCUAGCAGUUCAAAAGGUAAACAGUGUUUUUGUGUGCUGCUCUGGUUUUGCCAGAAGCAGUUUAGUCAUGCUGGCCACAUGACCAGGAAAAACUGUCUGCAGACAAACACCGGCUCCCUCGGCCAGUAAAGCGAGAUGAGCGCCACAACCCCCGAGUCGUUCGUGACUGGACCUAACAGUCAGGGGUCUGUUUACCUUUUAAGGUGCUACUAGACAAUUUUUAAAUUUUUGUAGUGAUAACGUGUCAGCCAGCUGCCCUGGCUAUGCCUCCUCCUUUCCCAUUAUUUCCCAACUUUUACCCUCAUCUGCCUCUGAAUUGUGACCUCUGCAAACCACUGUUGUAAACCUAUACUGUCUUCUUCUGUGGAAGGUUCAGGCUGGGAAGGUGGUCUCCACCAUUCCUCCUCUGCCCAGUCCCUGACAGUGGGUCAUAAUUCACAAGAAGUAUAAAGUAGAGUGAUGGUGCCUCUGAAAGGGGACAUUGGAUUGUUUUAACAAACCCAAGCUUGAGUCUGGAUUUCUGCUCAUACAUAUCCUACUCAAACAAAAAUAAUUUGUAUGUUUAAUUAACUUGUCUCAUGUGGUUUGAUAUGCUAAUGAUGAGCUACCAUUAGAUUAGACUAUAUUUGUUUUAUUUUUAAUCUGUAUUGCAAAACGGAUAAAAUGGGGCACUCAUCCUGAUUUGUUUGCAGAGAGAUUACACAAUGUUACAUCAAGCAAAUGUCAUCUGACAGUUUCCAGCAUAUUUCCCUGUCUCUUUGCUACCACAAAAAGUCUGAAUUGUGCAUGUAUAUUUUUUUUUUGGGGGGGGGGUUGUUGCACGACCUCCAAAUCAACUUUAACUGAGCAACCUGAAUUUGUGACUGAACCUCACCGGAAAAUAGCAACAAAUCGGCAAGUGCCUUAAGUCUAAUUCUUAAGAGCUGCGCUGGGACCUUCUCUGCUUUUCAAACAGCUACAUAUAACUAGUAGGAAUCCACACAUGCACAUAAAGUUUUAAUUCUAUUAAUGUUUAUUUUUGUUUAAAAAAAAUGAUUGUUCCCCAUUAUGUUUUUAACUGUUCUAAUUUCCCUGUCAGGGAAAAGCUGUGUGGGUGAAUAAACAUUUAAAAUAAACAUAUUGUACUACUACUACUACUACUACUACUAAUAAUACGGCAUAUCCCUUCUUCACUGGACACGGUAAUUCCCUGUGCCAAAUUUCUUUAGAUUUCGGCAAACGUGUAAUCAACCUGCUAGGCCAAAGCAGGCGUCCUUGCCUGCUUUCGAAACAAAACCCAAAACAAAACCCACUUUUGCAGGGCGCCAUGAUUCUGCCACAGAACUCGGCGACGACAACAAGCUGCGCCGCUUGGGAGCCGGAAGUCUCCCUGGAAAGCGAUCGCGGCCGCCUCCCCUUCGAGCGGAAGCCGCUCCGUGACGCCAUUUCCCCCUCGCCGGCGCCAGUUUUUUCUCUCGUUUCCGCUUCCGCCUUCCUUCCCAGUUGCUGGUAUUGCUACGUGUCCCGCAAGUCGGUGAGUGAGUCUGGAGCGGAGUCGCGUCUCGGGGGCGGGGGGGCGGGGGGGGGCAAGCAGUGCGGGAACGGGAGCCCGGGAGCGAGUUGCGAAGCCGCCCGGCCGAGGCGGAGGCGCGGAGGGAGCAGCCCUGACUCACAGCUCGGUCGCCUUUCCUGGUCUCCGCGGCUGAGGGGGCCGAGGGAGGGGGGGGGCUGCCCCAUUUCUAGGUCUGGAAAUGCUGUGCGUCUCCCAGGCACAGACCACGCGACGUUUCAUGUAUCGCUGUCUUCGCCCCCCAAAAAACAAAGAGGGGGUAAGAAAAGUGGGGGCACACCUGAUCACGUUACACACAUACUGGAAACUUGUGCUCACUGUGUUCCUAAUUAAACAUUGGCCAAAUAUGAGGUUUGAUACUAAGCACUUCUGAAGGUUUGUAAACUUUGUAAUUGGCUUCAGGACACAGCCGUGUGUAAUAAGGGGGUGGGGAGAGGGGCGGAAACUUAAUUAACUUACCUUUAGGGUAUUAUAUUACCACCAGGUUUUUUCCAAUGUCACUGCUCCCCCACCCUCCACUCUCUUCAACUGUGCUUCCAUGUUCUCCCAAAUGUUAAAAUGUAUUACAGAUUUGCUGCCUUUUGAGCAACUGAAUAUAUUCUACACUGAAUGGGGGGAAAGCUAUGAAGCUUGGGAGCCUCAGUGUCGGCUAACCAUAAUUGGUGAUGGUGUAAAAUGGGUGCAUUACUGUUGCGCUAUAGCUUCAUACAAAUGACCAAAUUCCCUGAGCUCAUUAUCAUUGUGCACUAGUGCAACAAAAAAUAUUAAAGGAACAUGUUGGAGAUCUCUAAAAUGACAUUGUAGAUGCUGGGGUUUAUUAGCAUUGUUUUAAGUCAACAUCAAUAUUAUGCCUGGUUUUUUUACCAGUUAAAUAAAAAAUGCUAACAAAAAUUGGGAACAACUUUAUUUGCUGUAUAGGAGCUUUGUGGUUUGAAUCGAAGGCAAUUUCUAAGCCUGAUUUGGAAUGAUUGCAUAUGAAAAAAAUCCUAACAAGUUGGUAUGUUGGUUCUUUUUCUUGCAGAAUAUCAUGGAUCAAGUAAUGCAGUUUGUGGAACCUAGUCGUCAGUUUGUGAAAGAUUCCAUCAGGCUUGUUAAACGAUGCACAAAGCCAGAUAGGAAAGGUAAAGCCACCAAGAAGAAAAACACUGAAUGUGUUUGUGACAUUGCAGAGUAGAAUAAAAUGUAAUAAACAAGUUAUUCUUGUAGAUGACAAUAAACACAAGUUCCUGUGUUUAAUAUCAUAUUUUCAUUUUGUUGGUAAAAUAUUUAGUAGGUUUUUUAAAGAGGAGAUCAAUGCUGCAUAAAUUGCAAUUUUAACAGACAAAAAAACCCAACAAUCUAAAAUAUAUAGCUGAGCUCAUAUGCCUAAGAGCUAUGCAACAGUGUGGUUUCUGAUAGAUGGCUAGAGGCUUUGCUUUUGAAUGGGGUGAGGAUAGUGAUUCUGAGCAAGAGUCUAGAAGUGUGCUUGUCAUCUUGUCACUGAUGAGCAUAUAUUAUGUUGUGGGAACGCAGCAUCAGCAAGAGCGCCCAUCCUCCUGAGCCUAGAGAAGGUCAGUUGCUCUCCGUCAUACAACUCUGAGCCGUGGAAUUCCUUGGAAAGGAACAAGGCUUUCUUAGUCCUGGUGUGACAGGGUAGAGUUCCACUCUGCCUCCCCAAUUCAGCUCACUCCAUGCAGCUGUGUUGGGCCUCAAGCUCAACAUCAAGCUGAUGUUGGACAACACCCUGCUCCUUCCCAGGUUUGGUGAGGGAAGGUUGUAGUGAGCACAAAUUGACAAAAUUGUAGACCCUGCAAAAAAUUCUUCAGAUUGAGUGUAUAGUUACAAUAUGGAAUCUGGUUAGAGAUCUUAAGCCCAUGAUGGGGUGAUUAUGAUGUCUUGCAGACUUCUUCCCUUGACUUUCCCUUCUUCAUCUAUUUCCUGUGGACCACUCUUCUUUUUUAGGGUCUUUUCCUCCCUUCCUUCCUUGCCUAGCUACUCUGUAACAUCAGAUCAUUGAAUAUGUUACAAGAUGGAAAAUAGUGGCAGCAUAGGCAUAAAUUCUUGAAGAUUUAAUGAUUACUUAAGGUGCCGUCACAUGUGGCAGACUUAGCCUGUAGAGAAGAAGAGCUUUCCAAACUGUUGUGACAUGUUAGUGUGUUGGCUGCAGUGCUCCUCUAGGGGCUGGUAAGGGGUUAGUUUAAUCUCUGGUUUGCUAGUCACAAAAUAAUGCAUGUAUAAAAAGUGUGUCACCAACAUGAAAAGUUUGGAAAGCUCUGCUCAAGAGGGAGAUCCCUCCCCCCAAAAGUUCUGGGCAUUCAGUAUCACUGUCAAUGGUGUGCAUAGAAUCAUGAAUCAUAGAAUUGGAAGGGACCACAAGGGUCAUCUAGGCCAACCCCCUGCAAUGCACAAAUCUUUUGGCCAACAUGGGGCUCAAACCUCUAACCCUGAGAGGAAUUCUGAUAAUCCCUGGAUCCCCAAUACAUUCAGGAACCAAUGUGAAUCAAUAUAUAAGCUUUAUUAUUGAAGCCAUAGGUCACCACAGUAUAAAUACAGCAAGCUGUCAUUUUGAUGUAUUUAGCAAACAUAAACAGAAAAAUGAAAAAACAACAACUCCCUAGUUUAAUCAAUGCAUUUUCCCUCUUCAAUAAGAUAUACAGGUGUUAAAAAUGCAAUAAAACAAAAACACAUCCCACUCACCCCUAUGUUUUUUUGAACCUGGCUUGUAUUUUCUUAGCUGCCACAUCAGUUUUGCUAUGUGGGUGAAAAUGUCUUUGCCUGGAGUAAUAUACAUAUUUGGUCCAGGAGUCGUUUGACAGACUAAAGGAUACAAGGUGGCAAUUGUGCUCAGGGUUCUCAUAUAAGGAGCAGCUUAUAUGAUUGCCAUCUUCAAAUAUCUGAAAGGGUAUCACACGGAAGAGGGAGCAAGCUUGCUUUCUCCUGCAUGGGAGGGUAAGACUUGAACCAAUAGAUUCAAGUUACAAGAAAGGAGAUUCCGACUAAACAUCAGGAAGAACUUUCUGACAGUGUGAACUGUUCAACAGUUGAGCAGACUCCCUCAGGAGGUUGUGGACUCUCUUUGCUUAGAGGUUUUUAACAGGUUGGAUGGCCAUCUGCCAUGAAUGCUUUUAGCUGAGAUUCCUGCAUUGCAGGGGGUUGGAUUAGAUGACCCUUGGUGUCCCUUCCAACUCUACAAUUCUAUGAUUCUAACUUAGCACGUUAUGGGAGACAUGGGGCCUUUAACUCAGAAAGUGUAGGCAUUUUGUAAGUGGGGGAGGGGAGGGGGAGGCCAGCAUGUGCUCAGUGAAUAGGCAGGGUGGUGAUGGUCACACACUUAUUUUCAAAUAAUAACCAGAUUUAAAUCAGAAAAACUUCAUAGUCUCCUCCAAUUGUUCAAGUAUUCCUGGCUAAAUAUAAAAACACAUUUGGUUGUAAUUAUUCAAAAUUCAUUUAAGAGUACAUUUUUUAAAUACAUUUUUUUUAAAUUCCAGAAUUCCAGAAGAUUGCUAUGGCAACAGCAAUAGGAUUUGCAAUAAUGGGAUUUAUUGGUUUCUUUGUAAAACUGAUCCAUAUUCCAAUCAACAACAUCAUUGUGUAAGUACAUGCAUCAUAAUUGAUAUUGCUGGUAUAAAACAACAACAACUUGUGAGCAAUGUACUAAAAUGGGAUUUUUGUGCACUCUGCUGUGAUCUCUGGAUCUCAUGAUGUCGUCUUUAGAACCCUGUAUGCACUGGCAUACUUAAAUAACAUAGAUAUCUACUUUGAAUCUGCACUAUGUAUUCCCUUGGCCUGAAAGUGGAGAUGAGCGCCACACUCCAACUGGACUUAACCAUCCACGGGUCCUUUACCUUUUUACCUUAUUUAUUUAAAGUAUGCUUACAGAAGGGAAAGGCAUGCUGCUAAAAACAAAUAGGAUGAUACACUUUAAGUAAAGAUUUUUUGAUUUUUUUUAAAAAAGGGGGGACACAUAACUUUAAAAACAAAACGGUAAAAUGCUAUUAAGUGCCUCUGUGAUUGUGUUGUUGUUUUUUUUUUCUUUUUUACAGGGGUGGCUGA
Messenger RNA from Podarcis lilfordi (Lilford's wall lizard), 10643 nucleotides. The record is from the annotation of a GenBank genome assembly. Lineage: Eukaryota; Metazoa; Chordata; Lepidosauria; Squamata; Lacertidae.